Messenger RNA from Salvia miltiorrhiza (redroot sage), 1404 nucleotides. RefSeq lists its product as uncharacterized. NCBI's taxonomy places the organism in Eukaryota, Viridiplantae, Streptophyta, Magnoliopsida, Lamiales, Lamiaceae. The record is from RefSeq and is a predicted model, not a curated record. The coding region runs from base 1 to 1404 and encodes 467 amino acids. Gene Ontology annotation, molecular function: catalytic activity. The transcript has a single exon.
AUGAAUUUGUUAUCUUAUAACAUUCGGGGCUUGGGGAGUGUUGCGAAGCAGAGAGAUGUUACUGAUUUGGUGAAAGGGCAGAAGAUCGAUUUUUGUUGCUUACAGGAGACAAAGAUGGAGGUGUUCAGGGAUUUGUUCUGUAAAUCUUGGUGGGGGUCUAAUUAUAUAGACAGAGCGAUUAGGAAUUCGGAGGGAAGGGCUGGAGGAAUUGUUUGCUUGUGGAAUAGGGAGGUUUUCGAAGCCUCUAGUACGUGGGAUUUACCGGGGGCGGUGGUGGUGAAUAGUAGGUACAAGGAGGGUGAUAUCUUAUGUUGCAUCAUCAACGUGUACGCACCAGUCGGCUCAGGGGAUAAGCGGAUCUUGUGGGAUGCCUUAAGCUCAAUUGUGGAACAAAAUACGGAUAGGAGUGUCUGUAUCUUGGGAGACUUUAACUCAGUUAGGAGGAGGGAUGAACGUGUGGGCAGUGGGGAGGCGUUUGGAGCAACUGAUGCAAGAAGUUUUGAAGAAUUUAUCCGGGAGAACGAUUUGGAGGAAAUUAAAACUCAUGGCCGGAAGUUUACUUGGUACAAACCAAAUGGAAAGUGCAAGAGUAAGAUUGAUCGCUUUCUCGUUAAUGAGAAUUGGCUGGCUGCUUGGGAAGGGACGUCGGCACGAGGACUUCAACGUUCAAUUUCGGAUCACUGUCCGAUUAUUCUCACUACAAGAUCGGAGGAUUGGGGACCAAGACCUUUUCGGUUCCUCAAUGCAUGGGUGAAUCAUUCGGAGUUCGAGGAUAUGGUAAAGCAGGUUUGGACGGGGACUAAUGUGGGGGGAUGGAGCUUUUUUGAGGUUAAGGAGAAACUGAAGAAACUCAAAGAGGCCUUGAAGGUGUGGAAUCGGACUUCCUUCGGUGAGAUUGACCACAAAAUCCAAGAACUUCAGAAGGAACUUCAGGAUAAGGAUAAGGUGGACGAACAGAGAGGUCUUGAAGAAUCAGAGGUGAUCAGGAGAAAUGAGAUUCAAGCCAUGCUCUCCCUUCAAUUCAAGAAUAAACAGAUGAUGCUGCAACAGAAAGCCAAAAUCAAAUGGCUCAAAGAGGGAGACACUAAUUCGGGUUUUUUUCAUAGGGCAAUUCGUGGGAGACGGGUUAAAAACGAAAUUGGCGGAAUGCUCUUUGAAAACUCGUGGAUAUCUAAACCGGAAGAGGUUAAAGCAAGAGUGAGAAAUCAUUUUGAAGCUUUUUUCAAAAUGAAAGAACGACUGAUGCCUGAUUUCCCCCUGGACUUCAUGAGGAGGAAAAUUUCAACUGACGAGAGGCAGUGGCUAAUCAGGGAUUUUGAUCUGGACGAGAUUAAAGAAGCAGUUUGGAGCUGUUGUGGAGACAAGAGUCCGGGACCCGAUGGAUUUAACUUCACAUUCUGGUGA